Messenger RNA from Pogona vitticeps (central bearded dragon), 1160 nucleotides. RefSeq names its product peroxisomal biogenesis factor 10 (gene PEX10). The record is from RefSeq and is a predicted model, not a curated record. Gene Ontology annotation, cellular component: peroxisomal membrane. Gene Ontology annotation, biological process: protein import into peroxisome matrix. NCBI's taxonomy places the organism in Eukaryota, Metazoa, Chordata, Lepidosauria, Squamata, Agamidae. Gene Ontology annotation, molecular function: zinc ion binding.
GGUGCGCCGGUGACGUCAAAGGCCCGCGCCUCCGCCCAGCUGCGGAAGGGAGCAGGCGUGCUUGCGGGCGGCGGAGCGAUGCGGCGGGGCUUCGAAGCCGGCCCGGCCCGCCUCGUCCGGUCGGCCCAGAAAGACGAGCUCUACCGGGGGGCCCUGAGGAGCGGGGCCGGGGCUGCUCUGGGGAGCCUAGCCGGCGCGAAAACAUGGUUAGCAUGGCAGAAGGAAAUUGAGCUGCUUGCUGACGUAGCGUAUUUCACGCUCACUACCCUUUCAGGUUAUCAAACUCUCGGUGAGGAGUAUGUUGGCAUUAUCCAAGUAGACCCGUCAGUGAGAAAAGUUCCUUCCGUACUUCGCCGGGCGGCCCUGAUUUCUUUGCACACUGUUUUGCCUUACGUGUUAGAAAAGGGAUUAGUGCACCUGGAACAUGAACUCGAGAUGGAGCCGGGCGGAACCGGGGCGUUGCAAAGCAGACCUUUCAGCAGACCGUGGGGGACGACUUUACUGCGGAGCUGGCUGCAGAAAUGGCUCAGGCGGCUGACAGAAUCGCAGAAGAAAACGCUCGGUUCGGCUGUGUAUGUCUUGAAGCAAAGUCUCCCCCUCUUCCAUCGGCUGCACUUGGCCGUUUUCUAUAUGAAUGGCCUCUUCUACCACCUGGCAAAAAGGAUGACUGGGGUCACCUACCUGCGCUUUGCGGGACUCCCCGGAGACGACAGGAGCGUCCGAUCGAAUUACAGGCUUCUCGGGAUCAUCUCACUCCUGCAUCUGGCACUGAUGGUCGGCCUCCAGGCUUACAGCUUCCAGCAGAGACACCGGGCCAGACAAGAAUGGAAGCUGCACCGUAACCUGUCCUACCGCAGGACCCAGCCCGAGGAGAAGCUCCAGAGCCGCGGCUCUCGCUGCACGCUGUGCUUGGAAGAACGCCGGCACGCCACGGCCACGCCAUGCGGGCAUCUUUUCUGCUGGGAAUGUGUGACCGAGUGGUGCAAUACAAAGGCAGAGUGCCCGCUGUGCAGGGAGAAGUUUCAUCCACAGAAGCUGAUUUACCUUCGGCAUUACCGGUAGCAACCGCCUGUCACUCCGACGUGAGGAGCCAGAGAUGAUACAACAUCUGACCAAGUGCAAGACUUUAUUUUGAUAUUAAAUUCCUAUGAUAAAACCGA